AUGGCGACGAACAUAUUUGCAUACAAUGCAUUGCCUGAUAACCUGUGCAAGAAUGGUAUGUUCGGUGAGGCAGACAGGCUUUUCAGUGAGAUGUUAGACAGGGUUCUGGUGCCAAAUGAGGUGACUUAUCUUAUACUGAUACAUGCACUUUGCAAAAGGGGGGUGAUGGAGGAUCCACUUCAUAUGUUUGAUAGGAUGUGGGAGAAGGGAGUCAGACUGACAGUUUAUCCAUACAUUUCCUUAAUUAAUGAUUGCUGCAAAACAGGAGGAUUUGGACAUGGCAGACGGCCUUUCUGGGCGAGAUGGCUAAGAUAG
Triticum turgidum subsp. durum (durum wheat) is the source of this 315-nucleotide messenger RNA. The record is from the annotation of a GenBank genome assembly. NCBI's taxonomy places the organism in Eukaryota, Viridiplantae, Streptophyta, Magnoliopsida, Poales, Poaceae.